Messenger RNA from Parascedosporium putredinis, 1497 nucleotides. Lineage: Eukaryota; Fungi; Ascomycota; Sordariomycetes; Microascales; Microascaceae. The record is from the annotation of a GenBank genome assembly.
AUGUCGGACCCUCCCACUCCCUCUCCUUACCAUGAGUCGGAACCCCUGGUCGGCAAAAUGUUCCGCGUGCUCUACCUGAACAACCCGGCCCUCAUCGAGCCGGGCAGCCGCGACGACCAUAUCGAGUGCAACCUCUCGCCGACGUCCUUGGGGCAACACCCCCAGUUUACCGCUCUUUCGUACUGCUGGGACGUACCCGAGCCCAAGGUUCCCAUCCUCUGCAAUGGCGUCAAGCUCCAAGUGCGGCCCAACCUUCAGUCCGCCCUGCGCCAGCUGAGGCUGCCCGAGAAGCAGGUCUGUAUAUGGGCCGAUGCGCUAUGUAUCAACCAGGAUGAUCUCGAGGAGCGCGUUCGCCAGGUCAAGUUCAUGAAGGAGAUUUUCGAGGCCGCAGCCGAGGUCAUCGUGUGGCUCGGUGACGAAUCGGACGAUAGCGAUAUUGGCAUGCAGGCAGCCAAGGAGCUCGCCGACGCCGCGAGGAAAUACCUAGAGCAGCGCGACACCAUUUAUAAUAUGCCGGCCGACGAUCCCCUUGUGGAUGAGAUCUUUGGUAAAUUCCGUCGUGGAUCCGAGUACCCUCGCUUCCACGCGCUCUCCCAGAUUCUCAACCGGAAUUGGUUCCACCGCACAUGGGUCGUCCAAGAAGCCGCCGUGGCCCGCAAACUCAAGAUUCUAUGCGGCGGGUCCGUCAUGACGUGGGAAGACUUUACCCUCGUCGCCAGCUUGCGAAGCCAGUUAAACCUCACUACAAGCGCCAACGACAAGAACGUGACGCCGCUGAUCCUGGCCAAUACGCGCCUCGACUACCAGAACGGCGUUAACCGGGAUCUCCUGUCCAUCAUGUACCGCCACCGAGUCUUCGAGGCGACCGUGCCCAGAGACAAGGUGUACGGCCUCGGCGGCUUGGCGGGCGACGACAUCGCGAAACACUUCAUGGCCAACGUUGACUAUGCCGGCCACGAAUUUGUCUUGUACCGCGAGGUCGCCGCCGAGAUGUUGAAACGUGGCCAGCUCGGCGUUCUUUCCGUUGCGCCAGGCUUGAACCGGGAGCAUGCCGACGGGCUCCCUACCUGGGCGCCGGACUGGAGGGUGACGAGGCAGUCGCCCUGCCUGGGCUUGUGGAACGAACACGACAUUCACCUUGUCCGGUACAAGGCUAGUGGCGAUUCCGAGCCAUCCGUUCGCUUCAAUGACGCCGGUUCCUUGCUUGCCCUCGAGUGUUGCCGUGUCGACACUAUCGAGGCGGUUGGAGACAUUAUGAUCGUCGAAGAUAUCCCCCACGGGUUCCCAGGCAUUCUACGGUUGCCGAAAUUCGCCUACAUGCUCGACAACUGGCGCCAGGUAACACGGACGUCCCAGUCUGCCGAAUAUCCCACCUCGGAGCCCAUCGCCGAUGCCUUUGUGCAAACGCUCGUCGGAGGGCCCCCGAGUUCCACAUUGACGUGUUGCGACAGCAAUACGAUCUCAUCACCCGUCAGGCUAGCCUACUUCGCUGGAUGA